AUGCACAUGCACGAGCAGUUGCCGGACGAGCAAAACGACUUGGGCUGCAGAGAAAAGACGCGUCGCUGGAACAACGCGCCACGUCGAAUCGUGCUCACGGACGAGUUCUCGCACUACCGAGAGGUGACGGUCACCAUCGAGACGCGCGGACCGCGCUGGCGCCGCCGGUUUGCCAAGCGGCAGCAGCGGAAAUACGACGCCCAAGUAUCGACGCCUGGCCUCCUGCACGCGAUCCACGAAUUUAUAGUCGAGCACGCGCCGAGCGAGCCGCUCCUCACCGCAACCAUGGCGCGCUGGCAGCGCGAUGUGCGCGCGCGGGUCGGCGACCUCGUGCUGCGGCCACGUCGGUCGUUUUUCCAUCGUUGA
This is a messenger RNA of Saprolegnia parasitica CBS 223.65, 366 nucleotides long. RefSeq lists its product as hypothetical. NCBI's taxonomy places the organism in Eukaryota, Oomycota, Saprolegniomycetes, Saprolegniales, Saprolegniaceae. The transcript is spliced from 2 exons. The coding region runs from base 1 to 366 and encodes 121 amino acids. The record is from RefSeq and is a predicted model, not a curated record.